CAGCCUGAAGGCAGUACCCCUGGGGAGGCCCCGCAGAAGGGCGAAGCUUAGCCUCCCGUUCCCACUGAGGCUCCCACAUCAGGGUGGGGGUGGGAACGCGCGGGGUUGUGGGCGGGGGCAUCUAGAGCUUCGGUCGCCAGCUGUCUGCACAGCACAGCUUUCUGCAAAGCUCCACCAGAAGGAAAAAUAGCGCCGUGGUGUCCCCGGAAUACACAGAAUAUGCAAGCUGGUGGCUUAAGGGAGCAGGCAGCCCGUUGGCUUGUCAGUGAGAGCAGAGAUCCUGCCGUCCACUCCCCAAGGGAGCUUUUCUUCUGGGCGAGGCGACCAGAGCUGUGCCAAUGCACCCUCCAGUGGUUCACGCAAGCAGGGCUGGCGCUGCAAAUUCAGUGCUACCAGUGUGAAGAAUUCCAGCUAAACAAUGACUGCUCAUCCCCUGAGUUCAUCGUAAAUUGCACCGUGAAUGUUCAAGACAUGUGUCAGAAAGAAGUGAUGGAGCAAAGUGCAGCUUGAUGAAGAAACAUGGGCAACCUGGCUACAGAAAUGGCUCAGUUGCUAAAAGCACUUGCCGUGGAAGCAUUCAGCUCUCUGGCGGCUGUGGGAGCACUGGAUGGACGUGAGGAGACCCUGUAAGACCAGCCUUGGCAUGUGGAUACGGGGAUCCCAGAGCAACAUCGCCAGUGUUACUAGCCACAUCAGCGAGCUCUGGGUUUGACUGAGAGGCCUUGUCUCAGUGAGUAAGGGGAAAGUUAACAAGGACGGUCCUUGACACCAAAUUCGGGCCUCCACAUGCAAACACAUAAUGUCCCCACAUAGGCGCCAACAUACUUACACAAGCACGAAUGCGUAUAUAUGCACGAGACCCUCCCACAGACACAAAAAUGGAAAAACAAAGUUUUGACAGGCAAGAACAAAUGUAGUCAUUAGCCACAGCCCAUGUUUAAUGUGAGUCUAGCCACUGAAAUGACAGAAGCUGUAUAUUUAAUUUAAAUUUCUCAAUCACAUUGAAAGUUAAAAAAAAAAAAAAGACAGGUAUCAGUGGCAAUUUUUGCAAUGCUGCAUGACUCCACACACACAGCUGGAUUAGUGUGCAAGUGAAAUAGAGAAUCAUUAUGAAAAUCAUUACAAAAAUUAUUGAUUGGCUACUUUUUAAUCCUCCCCACCCCCAUGCUAAAUCCCCACUGUGCCUUUUGCAGAUAGGUACAGUCAUUCCCAAGGAGCCUCUCAAGUAGCCUGCAUUUGCAACACUACCCAGCACUUCUGUGUCUGACUGGAUUUCUGAAUCUGUACCCCUGACCAUAGUGUAGACUCUGCUUUGCCACCCUCUCCCUAGAAACUCCCUGUAAACAUGACGGUCAAAUUGUUCAAAAUCUACAUUAUUCUGGAAGUACAGAAACGUCCUCUGCAUGUCUCAUCCCACGCUCUGUCUCUCUGGAUUGCAUAAAUCAUGCUGACUGUCUGGCAGAGCUUUUGGCAUACCCUUCCCUCACCUCAACUGGAGGUGAGAAAAAUGGCUGCCACUUUGUCUGUUUCAGAAGAUAAUUUUGUUAUGAGAAAAUGGAGUGUUUGGCCUACAGGUGCCACCACUGGCAGUCUGAGGCUGUGCCCAUGGGAAUUAUGAGAGUUGAGUUAGCCUUUCUAGAACAAGAGCCAACCAGCCCCUUUGUGUAAAAUUUGUCACUUCACAAUGACAGGUAAUUGCUCAUUGUUACAUUUAGAAAAAAAAAAGUUGUUCUUUUCCACGAUACACUGUUGAGAAUAAAUACCAGACCAUGUCCAGAGGUAACUUUCUAUUCUGGCUGUUUGAAAUUGUUUCAACUCCAGUCCCAGCUACUCUAUAGCUAACACAAUGCUUUAAAGUCUUAUUCAUGGCUUAAUGGAGUGCAUUAAAGAUUUGACUAAAUUUAUGUUUGGCUGCAAUCAAUUUAGACUUGUGUAUUACAUUUGGGGGAAAAAAUCUAUAGUGCUUUCGUCUGUGGUGCAGCGUGGAGCCCACAUUUAAACAGCGUGAGUAUGAACUUGAAUGAAGAUCAGCAAACUGAACCCUCUCACGUAGAGCAGGUAAACUGUCUUAACUGGAUUAUUGAUAGGCUGGUAUUAUACCCCAGACAGCACUGCACUCUGGGUUUUCAAAUGCCUUCAUAUCUUAUCUGCUUCUCUGCAUAAAGCACUUCUGGUUUUGUUCUUCCAUCACCACAAUAAAGUGACA
Messenger RNA from Meriones unguiculatus (Mongolian gerbil), 2206 nucleotides. RefSeq names its product LY6/PLAUR domain containing 1 (gene Lypd1). NCBI's taxonomy places the organism in Eukaryota, Metazoa, Chordata, Mammalia, Rodentia, Muridae. The record is from RefSeq and is a predicted model, not a curated record. Gene Ontology annotation, molecular function: acetylcholine receptor inhibitor activity. Bases 220 to 510 code for a protein of 96 amino acids. Gene Ontology annotation, biological process: acetylcholine receptor signaling pathway. The transcript has 4 exons.